AUGGUGCACUGUAAAGUCUUCACUCAUCAAAUAAUGAAGGAGCAGAAGAAGAAAAAGAAGAAGAAGAAAAAGAAGAAGAAGAGAGAGAAGAAAAAGAAGAGAGAGAAGAAGAAAGAGAAAGAGAAUAAUGACAAUAAUAAGAAUAAUAACAAUAAUAAAAAUAAUAAUGAUGAUGAGAAUAAUAAACUUAUCAUUUACACAGUUUCUGAUUAUUUACUGGCUUCAGCUAUUACUUAG
Messenger RNA from Coccidioides immitis RS, 237 nucleotides. RefSeq lists its product as uncharacterized. The transcript is spliced from 3 exons. NCBI's taxonomy places the organism in Eukaryota, Fungi, Ascomycota, Eurotiomycetes, Onygenales, Onygenaceae. The coding region runs from base 1 to 237 and encodes 78 amino acids. The record is from RefSeq and is a predicted model, not a curated record.